UCGAUCAAUGGGAGUUGAUAUUUAACUGGCCACUGAGCAAUUGCCAAUCUUUUACGCUUGGGAUUUCUGUCGCACGUUGUCGCUUUUUUUAGACACACUUGUUUUUUCACAUUUGUUUUCUCCAAUUUAAAUUUAAGACACUGUAAGGACAUGGACAUACUUCUGGCACUCCUGUUGUUAUGUCUUGGCAGCAAGGGAAUCUCAAAUGCCGAGGUGGCAGAGGUUAUGCCUCUCGGUCCUCUACUGCCCAGCGAUCCUCUACAGAAUGAGACGGGGCCAAGCGCGAUGCCUCUCAUCCCUCUAAUCCGCAGCAAACCUGUAGAGACCACAGCUGAAAAUACCACAGAAGCACAGCCCGACAGAACACUAGAAACAACGGCUGAAGGUACAACAGCACUUUCAUCUGCGUCCACCGACACCGACGACGAGAAAGAGACGGUCUCAGAAGAAGAUCUAGACGGCUCUUGUGAGUCGGUGGGCAAAAGCCGGCGUUCCCUUGGGCUAAUCGCCAGAGCCCUGCAGAAGAGUGGCCUGAAGCUCCUGGCGAAGUUGGAGCCGACAGAGGCAGAGCCCAAUGUGAUCAUAUCCCCACUCAGCAUAUCAUUAGCUCUCUCCCAGCUGGCUCUGGGAGCAGUCAAUGAGACGGAGGGGCUUCUCAUGAAUUAUCUCCAUGGAAACAACCUGUCCUGUUACCACGAGACUCUGCAUAAAGCUCUGGAGCAGCUCAAAAGCGAUGAUCUGCAAAUCGCCACCCGCAUCUUCCUGGCCCAAGGGCUGGAGCUUAAGCAGAAGUUCGCUGAGGACUCUCAGCGGUUCUAUGAGUCGAAGCCAGUGGCCCUUGAGGGAUUGCAGCAGGUCAACUCAUGGGUGGCGCAAGCAACCAAGGGGAAAAUCCCUGAGUUCCUAACUUCGUUACCUCCCCAACUGCUACUGAUGCUCAUUAAUGCUGUCCACUUUAAAGGGGAAUGGAUUGCCCGCUUUGACCCCCAAUUGACCUCAAAAGGGGUGUUCUACCUGAACGACAACCAGCUGGUGGACGUGGAGAUGAUGGAGGGUCCCAAACACCCCAUGAGUGUUUAUGUAGAUCCAAUCAUGGAAGCCCACGUGGCCCGCUUGAGAUUCCAGAAGCGUAAGAGUCUGAUCCUAGUGCUGCCGACCUCUGGACAGGUGAAUGUGUCGAGGCUGGCCGAAACGCUCAGCCUCUCAGAAGUCUACUCUCGUCUGCCUCAAGAACAGGAUGUAAAAGUCACCCUUCCAAAGCUGAAACUGGAGUACGGUCAAGAACUGAAGAAAGCCUUCACUAACUUGGAUCUAGGACUGAUCUUCUCGAACCCCGACCUGUCUGGAAUUGCGGAGGGGUCCCUGAUAGUGACCAGUGUCAAACACAAGUCCAGCAUGGAGCUGAACGAGGAGGGGGCAGAGGCCACUGCAGCCACCGCCGUGAUCAUCUCUCGGAUGUCCACUCCCAUCUUCUCCGUCGAUCGCCCCUUCUUCUUCAGCCUCGUGGAUGAUAAAACCAAAGUACCGAUCAUGAUGGGCGUGGUGAACAACCCCAACCCUGGAGCGCCCACAAUGCGAAGACCCGAACCCGGCAACAAAGAUAAAGAGGGCUACCCCGUUGACAAGAGCGAGGUGUCAUCUAAAGGGCUCCCUCCUAAGUAGGACUGUUACAUCACACCAGCUAGAAAACAGAUGACACGAUCAUUUUGCAGAUCUCAACUUUAUUUUAUAGCGUUAACUGGAUCGAGUUGUGAUCAAAUUUUUAAAAAUAAAAUCGGUCAAAGACAAUGA
Molecule: messenger RNA, 1791 nt
Organism: Gadus morhua (Atlantic cod)
Lineage: Eukaryota; Metazoa; Chordata; Actinopteri; Gadiformes; Gadidae
Gene: serpinf2b
Product: serpin peptidase inhibitor, clade F (alpha-2 antiplasmin, pigment epithelium derived factor), member 2b
Exons: 10
Coding region: 151-1662 (503 amino acids)
Biological process (GO): negative regulation of endopeptidase activity
Molecular function (GO): serine-type endopeptidase inhibitor activity
Source: RefSeq, a predicted model, not a curated record